AUGCGAUGCUUAUUGUCUUCCUAGCUAAUAGGUUUUAGAUUCUGAUUACAAAACACACAGAAUCUUAUCAUGAUUAAUUAGUCCCGUAGUGAUAAUAUACAGCUUGCUAGUUAUUAAUCUAUCUAUGUUUAUCAAAUUGAGGUAUGUAUGUUACCAAAUAUUAGAUCAAUUAUUGUAUCCUAUAUUGUAUAGCAUCUUCCUUGUAUGAGAGAGUCUUUAAUAAUUAAGCACUACAUUGAUUUGGUAGAGUAUUAGCAUUAGCAUUAUACUCUACAUUAUCCAAUCAACAUUCGUUAGAAAAAUAUUUAGAAAAUAUUUGCAUUUAUAAUUUAUAAAAUUAAGGAAAAUAUAUAAUUUAGUUAUUUAUUUUAUUUAAUACUACCAUACAAUUAUUUUUAUAUUCAGAAAAUAAAAUUUUAAUUUCUAAAUUAUAUUAUAUUUAAAUGUGAAAUAUUAUUAAAAUUAGAUAUUUUUAUUGGAAUUUUUUUUAAAAAAAUAAUAAUUUUUUGAUAUAAACAUAAUUUUGAAAUUAUUAAAUAAAAUAAAUUAAUUUUUAUCUUUUUGAUUUUUAUAUUAAUAUAUAUAUAUUAAAAAUAUUUAUUAGAAAUAAAUACAAUAUAUAUUAAUUUUUGCAAUAAUUUUGAAUAACAUAUUCUACCAAUCAUUAUAUUAAAUAAUUUAGCAAAAACAUACAGUUUUUGCAACAUUCUGCUUCUAUAGCAUAUUAAUACCGCUUCAUCAUUUGUUAUGCCAAUCAAGACCUACGUAUCUAUCUUUCUAGUUUAAUGUAGUGUCCAAUUAAUAAAGGAAUCAACAAGUUCUUAUUUUUAGUUAUUUUGAAAGAAUGGUUAAAGUACCAUGCAUGUUUUCGUUUUGUAUAAACUUAUAUUUAGAUAUGUUAUUUAUGAGCAGUUUUCAUCUUUGGUUAUGGUUGUGUGAGAAACAACAAUGUAAGAAAAUGACAAGUCGAAGCAUGCAUGGUAUGCUAAAAAAAACAUCACUAUCGUAUAACUCUUAUCUAGAGGAAACCAUUUUCGAAUUUAGUCAAGCAUCACGUAACUAUUUACAUGGUAUAGAAAAAUAUGUCUUGUCUUUUACCAAAAAAAAAAAAAUAUGUCUUGUACGUUCUAAUUUAUUUAAUUAUCUCCAUAUUUCCCUGACCUGGUCUUUUAAUCUUUCCACGUCUCAUCAGUUAUCUGCAUGAAAAGCAGCCAAGUAAAUAAAUAAGAAAGUUUAAAAUGAAAGAAAAAUAAACAUUGCUAAAUAUAAAAUAGAAAAGCCAAUUAUAUUUGAUCAAAAAAAGAAGAAGAAGCUAAUUCUAUAAAUAAAAAGCUUAAAUUAGUACAACUUCCAGUCAAAAGGUCAAAAUAAUCGGAAAACAAAGAAUUUUUGGGUCAAACUCCAUUACAGGUCAACCAAGUCACCACUUAAGUGGGACCAAUUUCUCCACGUCAACUCAAAAUACAAACAUUUUCUCCAAUCAUGACACGCCGCAUCACGUUUAAAAAAACUCUAGGACCAGCGCCUUUAACGAGUAAUUUCCACGUAGCAUUUUUCAAGGCCUUAACUCACACCAGCUUAUAUCAUGCACAUACGUACACAAAUACAUACACACAUUUAACCAAAAUUAUAUAAAUUGGUUACCGUAACUUCCAUAACCUCCAAUUCUCCAGAAAGCUGUAAGAAACUUUCUUAUCUUCUCUGUCUUUAACAGAAUUGUCAGUUUUUGUUCUGUUUAAUUAACUAUUAUCCGUUUUUUUAUAUCUUAAUUUUGUGGAUUUCUUGUUCAGACAUCACCCCUCCCACAUUCGAGAAAGCAUUCAAGAAGCCUCGUUCAAUGAUUUCUCCCUUUCUUGGGAAAUUUUCCCAGAAAAUCUUGGUAUCACGUUGGAGUCCAUAAAGAAACGUACAUAAGGAUGUCGCAGGACGUAAUCUCGUCUCAUGAGCAGCUCUCCAUGGUAACUCUUCGCUUUUUUUUUCUUAAUCGUCAAUGAGUCAAUGACUCCCUGAUUUAUAAACCCCUGAAUGCAUGGUUUGUGUUUUUAUCGAAAACAUAAUUAAUAUAUAUAUAUAUAUAUAUAUAUAUAUAUAUAUAUAAUUCUUUGAAUGUGUUGAUUAAUUAGGUAUAAGAAGUUCUAUAUCUUACUUUUCUUAAAUGGUCAAAAACAUUUUAUCCUAAAAACAUAGUAUGAUAGAGGGAGAAUUUUAUAUUUGAUUAUCGUUGAUAUAAAAACUUUGUAAUGACAAAGAAUUUUGAAUUUUCAGUAAAAAAUAAAUUUAUGCAUGAAAAAUGGUUGUUAUUCUUACUAUGCCUUUAAUUUUUCUUUUAUAAAAAAUAUCUGAUGUUAGUUCUUACCAGGCAAUGUUUAUAAUUUGUGGACGUAAAAGAAACACCGGAAUCCAAAAACUUUCCUUUUAUGGAAACUGUCCCUCCUUGUCGUUAAUUAAUUAUUUUAUCUAACUGGAUUCCUCUUGAUAAAUGCCACAAAGAACGAACGAGAUCUGAUCUGAACGAACGAGAAACUGUCCCUCCUUGUCCACCUCUCUCUAAACGACUGUCUUAAGUUAGAUCUGUUUUUCUUGGUGUGCAACAAGUUAGACCCUAGAAAAUACGACCAUCUUUUCAUGCAAGCCUUCGACGUAUGUCUCAAAAACAUUACCUGUUAGAUAUUUUACCAAUGUUUUUUUUCAGCAACUUAUCUUGUUGUUUUGUUUUGUUUUGUAGGAUGAGAUCACAAGCCCUCUCACCGCACAAAUCUUUGAUUUCUGCGAUCCACAAUUAUUUGAAGAGACCUUUAACCAAACUUCCGAGCAGUUCAAAUCAAGACCAUGAAGACAACAACAAUAACGAUGACAACGGGGACUUAUCGAUCAUAUUCGAUUCACAAGACGAUUUUGAUAACGAUAUCACAGCUUCCAUCGAUUUCUCUUCCUCUAUUCAGUUCCCAGUCUCCGAUCAGCUCCAAGACCAGUUUGAUUUCACCGGUAUUCAACUUCAUCAGCCUCCUAACAUCCUCUACUCUUCAUCUUCUUGUGAUCCUCUGCCUCCUCCUUUAUCGGUUUUCGAAGAAGAUUGUCUUUCUUCUGUCCCAAGUUACAAUCUUGGCUCCCUAAACCCUACUUCUCCUUUCUUGGGUAGUCCCGGUUUACCAGCUUAUAUGGCUGUAACCAAGAAUAUGAUGAACAGCGGUUUACCCAUUGAAAGAUCUGGGUUUUACUCCGGUUUUGGUUCUGAUUUUAAACCGUCACAUGAUCAGUUGAUGGAAACCCAGGCUGAUAACGGUGGAAUGUUCUGCCCAGAUCCGAUCAAACCCAUCUUCGAUACAGGAGAUCAUCAUCUCCAGGUACUUGACGGUGGCGAAAACCAGAACCACCUGGCCAAACCGGUCCUUCCGCAGUUAGGAACAGAGAUAACCGGUUUAGAUGACCCGAGUUUCAACAGUGUCAGCAAACUUACAGCUGAGCAGAGGAAAGAAAAGAUUCAUAGGUACAUGAAGAAGAGAAAUGAGAGGAAUUUCAGCAAGAAAAUUAAGUAUGCAUGUAGGAAGACAUUGGCAGAUAGUCGUCCAAGAGUUAGAGGAAGAUUUGCAAAGAACGAUGAAUUUUGUGAGCCCAAUAGACAAGCUUCUUCUAGUCAUCACGAAGAAGACAAUGAUGAUGAUGUGGGGGUCAAGGAAGAAGAACAAUUGGUUAAUUCUUCGGACAUAUUUUCACACAUAAGUGGUGUCAACUCUUUCAAGUUCAACUAUCCAAUCCAGUCUUGGAUUUGAGUUUACAUAGUCUUAUAAUCACGAAAUAGUAUUUUAUAGAGGUAUACUUGUAUAUUUAUUAGUGCAUUUUUUGGCUAUGACUCAGAUUUUCUCAGAAACAUAUAUUAACAUAAAAAGAGGGAUAAAGGGUUUAGAUAGGCCAUGAUAAAUAAAACUGAAGUGAGGGGGAGUGUUUACGUUACAUAUAUAGAACAUUACAAAGUUU
Molecule: messenger RNA, 3975 nt
Organism: Brassica rapa (field mustard)
Lineage: Eukaryota; Viridiplantae; Streptophyta; Magnoliopsida; Brassicales; Brassicaceae
Biological process (GO): regulation of flower development
Cellular component (GO): nucleus
Molecular function (GO): DNA-binding transcription factor activity; protein binding
Source: RefSeq, a predicted model, not a curated record